Daldinia childiae is the source of this 927-nucleotide messenger RNA. RefSeq lists its product as uncharacterized. Bases 1 to 927 code for a protein of 308 amino acids. The transcript has 3 exons. The record is from RefSeq and is a predicted model, not a curated record. Lineage: Eukaryota; Fungi; Ascomycota; Sordariomycetes; Xylariales; Hypoxylaceae.
AUGGCAAGCGUCCCAUAUGCAAUUAUUGCCGCUUCGAAGCCGUUCAGAUUCCUCGUCGGGCCGGACAAGAAAGAGUUCUUUAUGCAUGCUGAGCUGGUCGCGCGGAUGUCUAAACCCCUCGGGACUUUGGUCAACGGCGAAUGGAAGGAAGGAAAUGAAGGAUUUACGGAAUGGCCCGACGUCGACGAGGGAACGUUUAUCCGGUUCUACGAGUUUGCAUACACAGGGGAUUAUAAGGCUGCGGAACCGUUCGAAGAUGUGCCGACACCACUAGAGCAGAAAAAGGGCAGUGAAGUUGCAACAUCCGCGUCGGGACCAGUAGUCGACGGAGAAGAGAUUAUCGAGGAAGCUUCGGCUCAGGAGCUAGUAGUUAAUCAUUCUAUGUUUGGUGGAUCGUCAGUAGAUUCUUGGGAUGCCUAUGGAGUGUCGAGAAGAUACAAAAACAAGAAAAAGGGGUUCUUCGAAGAACAACCGCAGCCACCACCGUCAAAGAAGGAUAUCAUCUGGCGUGAAUUUCAGGAGGAAAUUAAUGAUGAGCCGGAUAAGAGAGUGAAGGAAACUCCAAAUACGGUCCCCUCAGCAAACUACUCCGAGGUUUUCCUCUCACACGCGCGUCUGUACGCCUUUGCAGAUUGCUACGGUAUCGAUACGCUUAUGGAGCUCAGCAUUCGCAAAUUACAUCGGACACUGAAAGUGUUCAAUCUACACAAGGGGACGAGAGUGACCGACAUAUCCCAGCUCAUCGACUACUCAUAUAGGAACACGGUGAAUAAAGGGGGCAAGCAGGACAAGCUGAGGAGCCUACUCGCGACCUAUACGGCGUGUAAUAUCGAGGAGAUGUGGCCGAACUUGUAUUUCCAAGACGUUCUAGAGUCGGCUGAUGUUUCGAAGGCUAUCAUCGGGCAGCUACUCAAGAGAGUGGAUUAA